AUGGGAACUGUCAGAGUUACUCAGAAUAUGAUAGAAAACUAUACAUCAGAUAAAGGAGUUGGGAGUUGGGACAUUCAUUUUAUUCCGAAUCGAGCGAUUAAGGGACAUACGGCCGCUAGUGAUGGUGUUGUAUUUGACAUAUGGAAUCAUGGAGCGAAACCUGAUCGCGAUGCUACACAGGCCUUUUUGAGUGCUUGGAAAGCAGCUUGUGCAGCGACUACUCCUACCACAGUUUUGGUCCCGAAAGGAUCAUAUGUGCUAAACGCAAUCAAGCUUCAAGGUCCAUGCAAGUCUAGAGUCACAUUAGAAAUUUUAGGGAACUUCAGGGCUCCUGCUGACCCGGUUCUAUUUAAGGGUGAAGAUACAUGGGUUAAGAUUCAAAACGUUGAUGGUUUGACUAUCACGGCUCCUAAAGGAGCAGGCGUGUUCGAUGGUCAAGGAUAUAUGGCCUGGACAAUGAAUAACUGCUCUAAAACUGGCAAAUGCAAUAGCCUACCUUAUGUAAGAUGCUUAGUUCAACUCCUUGACGAAUUCAGUGAUUCAUGGCAUAACUUCGCUAGACUAAUAAUGCAUGACAUUACUAUUUCUGCCCCAAAAACUAGUUUAAACACUGAUGGAAUUCACGUAGGACGUUCAGAUGGAGUAAAUAUAACACUUGCACAAAUUGGAACAGGAGAUGACUGUGUUUCCAUUGGGGAUGGUGCUAAAAAUGUUCAUAUCGAGCAGGUCACUUGUGGACCUGGCCAUGGUAUUAGUGUAGGAAGUCUAGGUAGGUACCCUAAUGAGGAACCGGUGCAAGAUAUCACCGUGAAGGGAUGCACAAUCAAGAACACAGAUAACGGUGUUAGGGUUAAAACAUGGCACAACUCUUACCAAGGUGUGGUCACUGGCUUGCAUUUUGAGGACAUCACUGUUGAAAACGUCUUGAAUCCUAUUAUUGUUGAUCAAGAAUAUUGCCCAUAUAAUCACUGCGUACAAAAGACACCAUCCAAAGUGAAGCUUAGUGACAUUAGAUUCAAGAAUGUGAGGGGCACAUCAGGUAGCAAGGAAGCAGUGAAGGUGGUUUGCAGCAGCGGCGUGCCAUGUGAGAAGAUACAGCUCACUGACAUCAACCUGACAUACACAGGCGAAGAUGGUCCUGCAGUCUCUAUGUGUAAAAAUGUCAGGCCUGUUGCAACAGGAAAGCAGAUCCCACCCGCUUGCACUGCACCUGCUACCCCUGGUAAAGAUCUAUGAAGACAUUUAAGUUUUAAGCUUUGUAAAAUUUUCCCCUGUUUCUUAGCUAGUGUGUUGAGUUAUCACUUGUAAUCUCACAGUGAUCUGAUAUACAAAUUCAAUGGAGGUACAUAUGCUUUUAGAGGUACAUGUGUUAUAAUUCAUAUAACAAUUACCACAAGUACAAAACUUGCGACUGUUUUGCAAUGAAAAUUCAUUUUAGUACCUCCAAUAUCAUUCUUGAAUAUAUGCCUUGACAAUGCUAAGAAUUGCUAGAGCUAAGAAAAGGUUGGGACUCCACCAAACACAUACAAAUAUAAUCCCAGAUUUUGGUGUAAUAGAAGUAGUACACUAUAAUGACAUACAAAUACUGACUGUCAGGGAAAUUUUCCUAGUAAAAAAAAUAUGGACUUUAGUCAGUUUGUUCUUUUCUUAUCUCCUCUUGUGCAUUGCUAACAUUACAGCAAACCCUGCCAUGGAUUCCAGAUUUAUAUGACUUAAAAGGUAGUUUUAUGUUUUGUAGUUCCCUCAAAAAAAUUUAGAAAGAUCCAAAUCUUUCAACAAGUGCUCUUGGGUUGCUUACCUGCUCCAUAGAGGACUUAUUAAAAAAG
This is a messenger RNA of Chenopodium quinoa (quinoa), 1826 nucleotides long. Its product is annotated as exopolygalacturonase-like. Lineage: Eukaryota; Viridiplantae; Streptophyta; Magnoliopsida; Caryophyllales; Amaranthaceae. The transcript has 6 exons. The record is from RefSeq and is a predicted model, not a curated record. Gene Ontology annotation, biological process: carbohydrate metabolic process. Bases 1 to 1236 code for a protein of 411 amino acids. Gene Ontology annotation, molecular function: polygalacturonase activity.